Molecule: messenger RNA, 2540 nt
Organism: Sphaeramia orbicularis (orbiculate cardinalfish)
Lineage: Eukaryota; Metazoa; Chordata; Actinopteri; Kurtiformes; Apogonidae
Gene: fstl1b
Product: follistatin-like 1b
Exons: 11
Coding region: 188-1123 (311 amino acids)
Biological process (GO): cell differentiation; multicellular organism development; regulation of BMP signaling pathway
Cellular component (GO): extracellular region
Molecular function (GO): calcium ion binding; protein binding
Source: RefSeq, a predicted model, not a curated record
GGAGGACUUGAGGCAUUUCCAUUGGCCACGUCGAAGAGAGAGAGGAGGGGAGAGACUCAGUGACUGGCACGAAUUCCACAGCGCUCCUCAAAUUUCUUCAAAUCACGGACCUCCUGCUCGAAUCCGUCCCGACAAACAUCCAGAGCAGCUCCCCCUCCUCACACAAGACCUCCGCCGCUUGCACAAAAUGAUGUUGCGAAGUGCUGCCGUGCUCCUUCUGCUGUCCGUGGCUCUCUCUAACGCAGAGGACCUGCAGAGUAAGAGCAAAGUGUGUGCCAAUGUGUUCUGUGGAGCUGGCAGAGAAUGUGCCGUCAAUGAAAAAGGGGAGCCAAGCUGUCUGUGUAUAGAGAGCUGUAAACCCCACAAGAGGUCAGUGUGUGGCAGCAACGGCAAGACCUACAGGAAUCACUGCGAGCUCCACAGAGACGCCUGUCUGACGGGUUUGAAGAUCCAGGUGGCCCACGAUGGACACUGCCAGGAGAAGAAAACAGAGCAGGCAGCUGCCAGCCCAGUGGUUUGCUAUGCUGCUGACCGCAAUGAACUGAGAAGUCGUGUGAUCCAGUGGCUGCAGACUGAGGUUGUCCCAGAUGGAUGGUUUGUCAAAGGAUCCAACUUUUCUGACAUCCUGCUCAAAUACUUCAAGUCGUAUGACAAUGGCGACUCCCAGCUGGACUCCUCAGAGCUGCUCAAAUUCAUCCAGCACAAUGAGUCACUUAUUGAGCUGCAGUCGUACGCAGACCAGGAGAGCAACAAGCUGCUCAGGAGUCUGUGUGUUGAUGCCCUCAUUGAGCUCUCUGAUGAGAACGCCGACUGGAAGCUGAGCUUUGAUGAGUUCCUCAACUGUCUGAAGCCUGGCUUUAAUCCACCUGAGAAAAAAUGUGCCUUGGAGGAUGAGACUUACGAGGAUGGUGCAGAGACCCAGGUGGAGUGCAACCGCUGUGUUUGCGCAUGUGGCAACUGGGUGUGCACCGCCAUGACCUGCACUGACAAGACUGCAGCUAUAGAUGACUUAACAGAUACCGGAGCAGAGAUGACUGAGGAGGAGUGGAACCUCCGUGUGGCUGAACUCAACAAGCACCAGGAGACAGUUGAGAAGAUGAAGAGCAGCACAAAAGAGGCCUAAAUAUGGAAGUAAUGACGGAGAGGAUGCACAACAUCGACCUUUCUCCACAUUUUUCUGAAGUUGCGGCCGCGUGUUGUCAUUAAACUGAUGUUUUCAUGUUUCUCUGCUAUGUUAAUUAUUAUACAUUUUUAAGUGUUUUUAAAUGUUUGUGUUACUGUUUGUUAGAUUCAGGGGCAAUCAGAGAGUAUUAUAAGAUUCCCUUGUGUUCAGUACUGUCAUUUUUGAUUGUAUUACUGUGCCCCUGCACUAGCACCUGGGGCAGUUUUUACUACAGUCUUUAUAUUUUUACAUUUAUUAGGAAAAAAAUGUCAAGUUGUCACUGUUUUGGAAUAUGGGAGUCACUGUUGGAGCAGGUUGGAUCAUUAGGAGCUUGGAGAAUCCUCCUGUUGAGAUGAGGGAGCUGUUGGAGUGCAGAGAAAGCUGACUGUUUGACACCAAGUGCACCUUUAUCUGCACUAAAAGGGUCUCAUGGGUAGAAGGUUAGUUUAAGGAUCCACAGGGCCAUUUGGAGGGUAGGAUAGAGUUAAGUGAUUUUGAUUUUGUUGCCAUUUAGAGCUGCCACAGUAGGCCACUACUUGACCAAUGCACUUCUCUUUAUUUUUCUAUGCUUUUUUAGUUUAUCACCAGCCUGACAUGUGUUUGUAUCUUAUUGCAUUGAUUAUAAGUAAUCAUGUUUGCUUCUGUGUACAGUAUGUUAUCAGCUUGAGUUGGAGCUCAUCUUGUUCCCAGGUUAUGCUCAGAUAGAUCUCUCUGGUGCUUCUGGCUUUACCUUUUCUUUGUCAUAAUUUCAAGACAAAGACUUCAGCUCUCAGUGUGGAACAGCGUCACUGUGCCCAGGUGAGAGCUGAUCUGAAGAUAGCAUGGUGAAAACUGAAACCAAAGUCUUGAUGAAGUGUUUGAAUAAUGUACAAAAUUCUCCAGGUACAACAUUACCCUGGACCCAGCAACAACACUAUACCUGUGCUUUCAAAAUCACUCUAACAGAAGGACUAGCCUCACUUUCAGCUAAAGUAGCUUAGACGCAUCAGUAACUGGAUGCAUGUACAUUGUGAGUGUGUGUGUGCGUGUGUGUGUGUAUGAUGAGUAGUUGGGUUUGUUAAAAGCGUUUGGAAAAGUCCUGUGUCUGAAUUUGAUGUUUGAAAAUAAAAAUCAGUGCCUUAAACCUGCAAACAGCAUCUGUCUCUCCCUUUGCCUGGAUGUAGGCCGCCGUACGCCAAGCACCAUCGCAAGGGUGAGUGUCCUUUGCUGAAGUUUAGAAAUAAACUAGUGCUUUGUGACUUGAUCCCUUGAUACAUGUUUAUAUUAAAGUUGCAUUUCUAGGUUAAAACUAAAUCUUUUUAUUCCACUAAAGGUGCAGAGACUGUAAGGAAUAUGUAUGUAUGUAUGUAUGCCAAUAAACCCAAUAUACAACGACGUG